UUUGUUGUUUCAUAUCAUGAGGAGUACUAAUGGAAAUCUUGUUCAUCUUUUAUCAGUAAUAUUGUUUUUCUCAUCUCUAUUCAUUCUAAAAGGAUCAGCAAAAACAGGAGAAACGAAUUCCUCUGAUGUGGAGACACUAGCGUUGUUCAACUUCGAUAUACCAGCUGGUGAAGAUCCAUGUCUUCCUACACCAUUGUCAUGGCUUGAGUGCAGCUCGGAUGAUACCCCACGAAUUACAGCAUUAAAUCUCGGCGAUGCUGGACUAUAUGGAGCUAUCCCAGACUUUAGUGCCAUGGAUGCCCUUGAAAUCAUAUUUUCCAGAGACCUCAGCGAUAACCUUUUCUCAGAAGAAUUCCCGGAUUUCUUCGCAAACUUCCCGAAACUGAAAGUGUUGAAUUUGGCAUAUAACAGUUUUUAUGGAACAAUACCUACUUCAUUAUCAAAUAACAAGAAGUUAGAGCUGACGUUAACAGGAAUGGAGUCACUCUUGUGUUAUUCCGAUGAAGACACAUGCGAAACUGAUACAGGAACAGAAACUUCACCAGGAACAAAUGACGGAACACCAACUAGAACUUAUGGAUUAAUACCCACUGGUUAUACUCCUAGGAAAACAAAAAGUCACAAAAAGAAAACAGUACCGAUUGUGCUCGGAACUCUAAUUCCGAUUUUUCUAAUCUUUUGGGCUAUUGUUGGAUUACUAGUCGUCAACCAUCAAAAGAAAAAAGCUGCGGCAGAGCAAAAGAAUGGGGCUCAUGCGCCAGGAAAGCAAGUGCAUCGAAACGAAAUGGAAGACAAUACGCAGAGUCCCAAUCCAUUGCUGCCUGAAAACGAAAUGAAAUAUCAAGAUCCUGGGCUUGCCGCUGAAAACGUUAUACCUGAUCAUCACGAAGUAGAUAUCGACCAACAAGCAUACCCGACAGUCUAAGCUAUUUGAGUUGGAGCUUUUGUUAUUAAACUUAUUGUUUUGAUUGUUUUUAGGGAAUUUUGGGUUAUUAACCAAAAAACUGUUUUAAUAUAUUUGUAAAUCAUACCACUUGUGCUCUAUUAAAAUACGAAUUUCAUCACAGAAGUCAGUACUGUAAGUAUUAUGUGUAUUUGCAAGAAUUAUCACAGUACAAAAUGUUUAGUUUUGAAAAAAAAUAAAUUUGGGCUACUAUUAAAA
This is a messenger RNA of Papaver somniferum (opium poppy), 1162 nucleotides long. Its product is annotated as LRR receptor-like serine/threonine-protein kinase IOS1. The record is from RefSeq and is a predicted model, not a curated record. NCBI's taxonomy places the organism in Eukaryota, Viridiplantae, Streptophyta, Magnoliopsida, Ranunculales, Papaveraceae. Gene Ontology annotation, molecular function: protein binding. Bases 17 to 925 code for a protein of 302 amino acids. The transcript has 7 exons.